CCCUCUCCAGUAUACCGGUGAGUUCAUCCCCCCCUCACGUGGAUCGGGCCUGGCUCUCUCUCUCUCCCCCUGUGACUGUACUUGUAGUGUCUCAGUCUAUCUGCGCAAGCUCUCUGGAUUCCAUAAUAUAUAUACACACUAAAAUAAGCUGCUGUUAUACAGAGCAAUAUAUUUACUAGAGAUAUUGCACAGACGCAUAUAUACAGCUGUCCUUACACAACAUAUACAGCGACGUCAACAUACGCCAACGUCACAGCAACUGUCAUGCCAAAUUACAUCCCCUAAAGAAUAGAAUAAUGUCGCUAGCAAGUGAGGAUAUCUGGCAAAAAUUUGAUCUGGCAAAGUCCGAGUUUAUUAAAAUGGAACAAGAAGAAAUGAACACCGUGACAAACAAUAUUUAUCAGAUGAUGAAACCAACAAAAUCAACGGAUAGUUUAGUUCCAGACAUAGAUAUGUUGGCCUUCCCCAGUAACCUCGACGUGGACAUCAAUAUGGACGGCGGGAUUGACAUGGACUUCGAUAGUUUGUUAGAGGAUAUUCUUGGUUUUCAAGAUAAACCACUCCGACACGACUGCAUGUGGUCCGGAGAUAUGUCAGCCAAUGACGAGAAAUCUUUGAUGCUUCUUAACACUAACUCCGAACCUAAAAACAAACCGGAUAUCGCUCCUAGUACGAGUAUGAACCUUGGAAGUUUAACCAAGGACCUGGAUUGUUUUGAUACACCGCUGUCGUCGGAAACCAGCGACCUGGACGAAACUUCAAGUGAUAUCGAUGGCGAGGUUGAGGUUGGAACCAUCAACUCCAGGUUACAGGGUGUAAAGGAUACCUUGAAAUCUAACCAGGACAUUACCUACUCUGACCACUGUUAUAUCGCCACUUCGAAGAAGAGAGAUGUUAUAAAGACCCGCGAAGAAUCGUCCGACGAUGACGAUUCAAAUUCCAGUCAACAUAUAAAUCCAUCGAAUACCUUCCGAAUACCCAACCACCCGGUCCGAGUCAGCCCAAUACAUACUAAACCCGUGAACAAACCAAAGUUUAAAUUUCAUAUGAAGUUUAAAUCGACGAGUUUGCAAAACUCUAGAUCAUUGCUUCGGCGGCCAAGACUCCAGUAUCCUCGUCAAAGUGGAUUCAAGCUUCCUGUUCUGCCUAACAAAUCAAAAUCUAUUCAAAUAAGUCAGACCCGGGUGUCGAAGGAAGAAGACCGGAAGUGGAUGGAGGCCAACCGGAUGUUGUCAAAAAACGACGGGAAACCACGUGACGUAAGAGAUCUUCAUAACUCGUUAGAACGACAGCGACGAAUUGACCUUAAGAACGCGUUUGACAGGCUCAAAAGUUCUGUCCCCGACUUGGCGGUCUGCGACAAAGCGUCAAAACUUCAGAUCCUCAUAAAGUCGGCAAACUACUGCCAGCGACUGGUCUCAGUCGAGGCGAAGCUCAUACGUGACCUCGACACCCAGAGAUCACGACAUCAGACUCUGUCUAAAAAAUUAAAAAUGAUGAGAAGUCGGAAAUGAACAUUCAAUAGACAAUCUUUGGUUGAAUAGAACAGUAGAUACAAGAGGAAUCAUUGGCUUUAAAAGCGGAUUUUUUAGAUGAAAUUAUGCAGAGAAAAAUUACAUUUACGGUUUAUAUACAUAUAUAUUAGGAGUACAGAGUGAAGUCCUGGACUUAAAAAAUACAUAGUUGUGCCUUGAAGCGCUUACAACCGCUUAGUUUAAGGGAUGUUUUCAGCUCCGGGUUUUCUAGACUAGAAUUAUUCGGUGCUAAACAUGUGAAUAUUUUCAGAAAAAUGAGCUUCUCGUAUAUUUGGUCCGGUUUCAUAACCAUAGGGUUUCUCAUUUUAUAUUAUCUCGGCGCAAGGUUUUAUUUUUAGGUUUUUUCCCCAAAGAUUGAUUUUUGUUCAAAGUUAAAUUCUAGUUUGCGCGUAAGAAUUUUUUCUUUUUUUAUUGUAUUCUGAAAAGAAUCUGAGUUAGCAACUAACUGUUUUAUAAUUCUGUAAGGUUUUUCUAACUUUAAUAUUUACGGUAUUUAAAGGUUUUGUGUGAAAGAGAUUUGUAUUACUAAGUUUGCCUGUAUGUAUUUUACACUGUAGGUUUAAGUUCCUUUAGUUACGAAAAUUAAAUGUAAUCAAUUAAUAUGCCAAUUAAAAAUACCAGCACCACUCCCCACCAUUUCUUAAUGAAGGGGGAUUGGGAUCUGCAAAUUAAUUGAUUACCUUCUUUUGAUCUCAGUAGUUUACAUUUUGUAUCAUUUAGUAAGUACACUUUGCAGUGUACUGCAUUAUGUACUUUUUUACUGUUGAGUGUAUCACUUGUCAAUUCAUGUACAGUACAACUAAAUGUGUACUUUACAGUACAACUAAAUGUGUACUUUACAGUACAACUAAAUGUGUACUACAUAUAGAUUUAAGCACACUAUACAUUGUACAACACAUUUUAUGCACACAAAUACACAAAUAGGAUUUUUAGAAA
Messenger RNA from Eurytemora carolleeae, 2471 nucleotides. Its product is annotated as myc protein. NCBI's taxonomy places the organism in Eukaryota, Metazoa, Arthropoda, Copepoda, Calanoida, Temoridae. Bases 297 to 1514 code for a protein of 405 amino acids. Gene Ontology annotation, molecular function: DNA-binding transcription factor activity, RNA polymerase II-specific; protein dimerization activity; RNA polymerase II cis-regulatory region sequence-specific DNA binding. The record is from RefSeq and is a predicted model, not a curated record. The transcript is spliced from 2 exons. Gene Ontology annotation, biological process: regulation of transcription by RNA polymerase II.